AUGGUGCCGCCGCCGUCGCCGAAGCAGCAGUGCCCAAGCCGCUGCCACGCGGGACCCGCCGCAUCGACGGAUUCUUCCAGAAGGUCACUUAGAGGUGUCUCUCUCCGUGUGCGUUUAUGAACUGCUGCUCCAAGUGGUUGAAAUGUAUUCCUACCCUGCCAUGCGAUGGAAGUAGAACCUAUGAAUUUUGUCAAUCUAAGUAUGCAGUUGUCUUUAACCUUACAAAUUCCUCAUCUCUGGCAAGGAUCUGAUAUGCCAUCGUAUCUUUAUUUAGACUUGUGUAGUGCGAAUUCAGCAGUCGUUUUUCUUGAGCAUUAUGUUUUAGGGCCUGUCUAGAACACAAUAUCUCCUUUACAAUUUUGUAUGCUGCUAAGAGUAAGAGUGCUACCAUCUAAAUAUAUACAAAAUUAAGACUGCUGCUAAAUUCACACUUGCUGGGUAUUACAGAGUACACACCACAGUUCUUUGGUGGUUCACUAGGAUCCAUCCCUUUGUUACAGGCCUGCUAACAAGAGAAACUGAGCAGGAAAUGACAGUCAUUUAUUGGUCCGCAAGAGUUAUGAUUAGGUUUAUAUGUAGCGAUUCAGCAGUUAUUCGGCUGAUGAACACUGUCAUAAGAGUGCUCCAACAAGGUUGCCCUUAGGUAAUCUCUCUGGUUAGGAAGCUAAGACGUGUCGGUCUGAUGCAAACAAGUAGCUGGUUUCCCUCUUGCCUCGGGACAUACUGGCAUCACAAAGUUUACAUGAGUGUAAUCCCACACAAUUUGGGUGUUUGCAUGGGAAACGAAUCAAUAAACAUAUUAAGAUUGGGAUCAGUUUCAAGGAUUACAGAAAUGCUCUGCUCCUAGUUGCAGUUAGUUGGGGGUCUAAAGAGGAUUAUAACCAGUCUUAAGAAAACAAGAUUAGAAUUAGGAACUGCAAAAAUUAAAUGGUUAUAUGUGUCUAAGCGCAUAAAGUUGUAAUGGGUCAAACCGUCAAAGUUGAUUUUCUAUAAUGCUUAUAUAUGCUAAUAACAAGUCAACAUGGCUGAUCUGAUCUCUUAAUUAAGUGGGUACUGACAGGUAUAGAAUGUCUAGUUCUUCAGAAAUUAGAUGCUGAAGAAAGCUGUUUGUGGUAGAAGACCUCCAGAAUUAUAGCAGUUAUAUCAGGACAUAUGAAUGUUGUGAAUCACUGCACCCUAAACUCUCGGGAACUGAUCGCCUAUCCCACGGGGAAGACACUCAUAUGCAGUUUCUGUAUAUAUCAAUACCAGCCGUGCAUUUGACAUUGGCAAGGCAAAGGUGAAGCCUAAAUUGCUGCAUGCCUUCUUCCCUCUGCAUCUCAUAACUUUGUUCAACCAUGGUCUCCUUCUGGAGUUUCCUUCUGUCCUACCCUGAAGUUUUCCUAGCCAUUGCUUGCUUCUUCUGCCUCUCCCUCUUCCGCCUUGUCCGACACUGCCACAAGAGUGACCUCCCGGUGAACUGGCCUGUUAUUGGGAUGCUUCCCUUCCUUGUGAGAAAUCUGUACCAAAUUCAUGACAGUGUCACCGAUAUGCUCCGCGAGGCGGGAUGCACCUUCAGGAUCAUUGGCCCGUGGUUCCUCAACAUGAGCUUCCUGGCGACCUGCGACCCAGCCACUGUCAACCACUGCUUCAACACCAACUUCAACAACUACCCAAAAGGCAGUGAGUUCGCCGAGAUGUUUGACAUCCUAGGUGAUGGGCUCCUUGUGGCGGACUCUGCGUCCUGGGAGUACCAGCGCCGUGUGGCGAUGCAAGUCUUUGCUAGCCGUGCCUUCCGGUCCUUCUCCAUGUCCACCAUCACGAGGAAGGCCGGCACAGUCUUGUUACCCUUCCUUGACCACAUGGCUAAGCAUGGCUCACAGGUUGAGCUGGAGGGUGUCUUCAUGAGGUUCUCACUUGAUGUCUCGUACUCCACUGUGUUUGCAACUGACCUUGACUGCUUGUCUGUGUCUCACCCGAUCCCUGCGUUUGGCCAAGCCACAAAGGAAGUGGAGGAGGGAAUGCUGUUCAGGCAUGUCGUUCCACCAAGUUUGUGGAAGCUCUUGAGAAUGCUCAAAGUCGGCAGCGAGAAGAAGAUGGCGGAUGCAAGGGUGGUGAUCGACAAAUUCAUCUAUGAGGAAAUUGCGAAGCGGAAGGCACAAGCAAACAAGGAAUGCCAGGGAGACGUGCUGUCCAUGUACAUGAACUGGCCCAUGGAUCCCAACAUGAGUGAGCAGCAGAAGACCCUGUUCCUGCGCGACACAGUGGUGGGGUUCAUCUUUGCUGGGAAGGACCUCGUUGCCGUUACACUCACGUGGUUCUUCUACAUGAUGUGCAAGCACCCGCAUGUUGAGGCGAAGAUCCUCGAGGAGAUCAAGGCCCUGCAGAGCACUACAUGGCCAGGGAACCUCUCUGUCUUCGAGUGUGACAAUCUCCGGCCUGCUAUUUACCUGCAAGCUGCACUCCUCGAGACACUCAGGCUCUUCCCGGCGACUCCAUUCGAGGAGAAGGAGGCCCUCAACGACGAUGUCCUCCCAGAUGGUACCAUGGUGAGCAAGGGCACAAGGAUCGUGUUCUCGCUCUACGCCAUGGGGAGGAUCAAAGGGAUAUGGGGCAAGGAUUGCAUGGAAUUCAGACCAGAGCGGUGGAUCUCGAAGAGCAGGCGCCUUCGACACGAGCCAAGCUACAAGUUCCUGUCCUUCAAUUCCGGGCCCAGGAGCUGCCUUGGGAAGGACCUUGGUCUCAGCAACAUGAAGAUGGCAGCUGCUUCCAUCAUAUACAACUUCAAGGUCGAGCUGGUGGAAGGCCAUGCCGUGAUGCCCGAGAGCGCUGUGAUACUGCACACACGGAACGGGAUGAUGGUUAGGCUCAAGAGAAGGGAGCUGACAGCUGCUUGAUCUUUACUGCUAUCUGUUUUCUUACUUGGGUUAUGUAUGUGUAUCGAACAGAACUAAAUGCAGAAUCCAUGAGAUGGAAUGGAAUAACUAAAUAUAAUCUGUUUGCAGUGUUGAGAUUGUCACCAUGACAGGCUAUCUGUUCGUAGUGUUGGAAUUGUCACCAUGUAACAAGCUAUCUGUUCGUAGUGUUGGAAUUGUCACCAUGUCAUGGGAACAGAAUAUUAUGGUGAUUCGUCAUGUGAGUUAUUUUCAUGUAAAAUUGUAUGCAUGUUACUUAUAAAUAUGUACUGUAUCUUAUGUGCAUCUGCCUAUCAAAAGUGCU
This is a messenger RNA of Triticum urartu, 3198 nucleotides long. The record is from RefSeq and is a predicted model, not a curated record. NCBI's taxonomy places the organism in Eukaryota, Viridiplantae, Streptophyta, Magnoliopsida, Poales, Poaceae.